AUCUCUCAGUCUUGAGACAACACAAAAUGGCUAACUCAAACGAUUGGUCUCACCUCUACAGCAACAACCAAGCCUUCUACACAACUUCCACCAUCACUUCAACCGCCGUCACAACCACCACAGCAGCUUCUCCCUCCGGUGAAGCCACCUCCAUGGACUCUCGUCUUAGUCCAGAAACAGGCCGUGUAACCAAACCGGCACGUAGAAGAUCAAGAGCCUCACGUAGAACACCAACAACACUUCUCAACACGGACACAUCAAACUUCCGCGCCAUGGUUCAGCAGUUCACGGGCGGUCCAUCCGCUAUGGCUUUCGGGUCAGGUAAUACCACUUCCGGUUUUAGCCUCACCUCUUCGUCGGACCCAUCCGCCGGAUCUUCCCAACAAGUUCCUUGGCAAUAUAGUUACCAGCCUCACGCGCUGCCUCCACCGCAACAGCCUUAUAUGUUCUCGUUAAACAACAUGAAUCCCGUCGUUGGGUAUAGUAACAUGAACAACCCUAAUACGAUGGUUCCUGGUGGUUUUGGAACCGCGGGCGGUGGAGGAGGAGGUUCUGCUCCGUCGUAUAAGGAAGCCACGAAUAGUAAUACGUCGUCUUCGAGACUGCAAUGAGAAAACGAUUGGAUUUUUUUGAAAUAUUUUUUUCUCUUUUUUCGCAUAAAGGCAGAAAUGUUAGGUACUGACUUUCUUUUGUCAUAGAAUGACAACUUUGACUGUUGUAUAUUUAAGUUUUUCGUUUUCAUAUUCAAGCUUUUUAUCUUUGUUUUAGGCGUUGAGCAUUUGUUUA
This is a messenger RNA of Brassica oleracea var. oleracea, 786 nucleotides long. RefSeq names its product VQ motif-containing protein 22. The transcript has a single exon. Bases 27 to 611 code for a protein of 194 amino acids. The record is from RefSeq and is a predicted model, not a curated record. NCBI's taxonomy places the organism in Eukaryota, Viridiplantae, Streptophyta, Magnoliopsida, Brassicales, Brassicaceae.